UAAAACACAACAUUCACAAUCGAGCUCAAAAUAAAUAUCCUCGACCCUGCGUUUGUCGAAAUCCUAUCGUAGAGGAAGACGAGAAGCAGAUGGUAGGUUUAGUGACCGACUAAUCCAUGGCGGUGCUGCAGCAAGGUUGUUCAGCUUCUAUUGCACGCUCGUUGCGGCCCCACAUUUCCAUGGCCGCCGCCGCCGCCAUCGCCUCGCCGCCGAUGGUGGUGCCGAGGCUUCGUAAGACGGAUUCUCGCUUCCUCAUUGGCAUGUCGGAAUCGGAGCUUCGUCAGCUUGCCCUAGAUUAUGGCCAGAAAAGCUAUAGAGGAAAGCAGCUCCAUGAUCUCCUGUACAAGACUAGGGCUAAAGAAAUCCAAGACUUCAGCCACUUGCCUCAAGUGUUUCGGGAAGAGCUGCGUGAAGCUGGGUGGAGAGUUGGAAGAUCACCCAUACACCGAGCUGUCACCGCAUCUGAUGGCACUGUUAAGAUACUUAUCAGAUUAGAAGAUAACAGAUUAAUAGAAGCUGUUGGGAUACCAGUUGAAGAUGAUAAAGGUUCUUUUCGUCUCACUGCCUGCGUAUCGUCGCAGGUUGGCUGUCCCUUGCGGUGCUCAUUUUGUGCCACCGGUAAGGGUGGUUAUUCAAGGAACCUUCUUCGGCAUGAAAUUGUUGAGCAGGUGAUGGCGAUUGAGGAGAUUUUCAAGCAUAGGGUUACAAAUGUUGUGUUUAUGGGAAUGGGUGAGCCAAUGUUGAACCUGAAGUCAGUCUUGGAAGCUCACAGGUGCUUGAAUAAGGAUAUACAAAUUGGGCAAAGAAUGAUGACCAUAUCCACUGUUGGUGUGCCGAACACAAUCAAGAUGUUGGCUUCACACAAACUUCAGUCAACUUUGGCUGUCAGCCUCCAUGCUCCUAACCAAAAGAUACGUGAGGAAAUUAUUCCGAGUGCGAAAUCCUACCCAUUGGAUGCACUUAUGCAUGAUUGCAAGGAGUAUUUCAUGGAAACUGGAAGGAGGGUGUCUUUCGAGUAUACACUCUUAGCUGGAACAAAUGAUGCGGUAGAACAUGCGGUAGAGCUCGCUGAGCUUCUCCAAUGCUAUAGCCGUGGUUCACAUGUCAAUCUCAUACCGUUCAAUCCAAUUGAUGGUUCUGAAUACAGAAGGCCAUACAAGAAAGCGGCAAUGAAUGAUUAUUUGAGAAUUUUGUCUUCUUGCUUGGAGCAUUGUGAGAACUUGUGAGUUCUAAUGGAGAGAGAUCCCUAGGAGAGGGAGAUUUGCGCACUACUCACCAACCUUGGAGACGGCCGGGUUCGUGGUUCGUUUUCUUACUUGAUUGCUUUGACUUCCCCAUCACCUAAUCCGCCAACCUCUCCACCCGAGCCUUCUUCUUCCCUCAAGACCACCGCCAAUAUCCUUCCCCACGAUCUUCACCCGAACCACUAUCCUCCCUCCACCCGAGCCCAAACCGCCGGCCAUAGAUUUUAGCCGCCGGCCACAUUCAAGCGCUUUCCCCUUAUGAGUUUCCUACUUGGGUGUGAGGAGAUUUGGGAUAAUUUUGAAUUUCAAGUCCUUGAAUUUGAAUUUCAAAAUCCUGCCUAAAACAACUCAUCUAAUUUAGGGGAGCUUCUAUUUUAAUCUAAUUUGAAAUUCAAAAUUCAAUUGGAUUUUAAUUAAGCCUUUCCUAAAUAUAAAACCUGAGUUAAUACACUUUAUUAUCCCUCCUUAAUAUUCCCGUGAUCAGAAAUCCCGCCAGCUCUCUAUGGGGGACCACUUAAUAUUUAUUUCCUAACUCCAUUCACUGCCUAUGGAAAUAUUUCCCAAAACUCCUAAACCUGAGCCGAUUUUUCCUCAAGCCCCACCUCUUUAAUAUUUCCUAUAUUCUCAUUUUAAUUUAGGAAAUAAAUUUCUGGACUUCUCCUCUCUCCCGUAACAGCCAACCUCCCUAUUUGGAUUUCCUUAGAAAUCCCUCUGUAGUGCUUGAUCUCCUUGUGAGAAGCGUUGAAAGCCAUUACCUGCUGCUGGCUGAAUUUUCCACGGAUCAUCUUGGCACUUCUCUACAAAAUUUCCAUAAUCUAUUUACAAG
Molecule: messenger RNA, 2070 nt
Organism: Dendrobium catenatum
Lineage: Eukaryota; Viridiplantae; Streptophyta; Magnoliopsida; Asparagales; Orchidaceae
Product: probable dual-specificity RNA methyltransferase RlmN
Exons: 10
Coding region: 117-1226 (369 amino acids)
Biological process (GO): rRNA base methylation; tRNA methylation
Molecular function (GO): RNA methyltransferase activity; iron-sulfur cluster binding
Source: RefSeq, a predicted model, not a curated record